UUAAUCUUUUUUUAUUUCUUUGCAGUAGUAGAAAAUGAGAUUCAGGCAAGAAUAGACAAAGUAUUCAGCAACUUGGAACGUUUGGAAAUCCUGUCCAGCAAAGAACCUCCCAAUAAACGACAGAAUGCUAAACUCCGAGUCGACCAGCUGAAGUACGACGUUCAGCACCUGCAGACAGCGCUGAGGAACUUCCAGCAUCGUCGUUACAUCCGGGAGCAGCAAGAACGGCAGCGGGAGGAGCUGCUGGCACGAACAUUCACCACUAAUGACUCUGACACCACCAUACCGAUCGACGAAACAUUACAGUUUAAUGAAUCCCUGCAGAAUGCCCAUCGUGGCAUGGAUGAUCUUAUUGGCAGUGGGACCAACAUUCUUCAGGGGCUGAGGGACCAGAGAGUGACAUUAAAGGGAACUCAAAAGAAGAUCCUGGAUGUUGCCAACACGUUGGGCUUAUCCAAUACAGUGAUGCGGCUGAUUGAGAAGCGAGCCUUUCAAGAUAAAUACUUGAUGAUUGGGGGAAUGAUUGUGACUUGUGUAAUCAUGUUUCUGGUCGUGCAGUAUCUGACAUGAGCCACUCAACUGUUGCCAGAGGAUGUUGUCUUUUGGAGCAAGAUGGACUGCCCUCCAAAAUGUACUUUCCUCUGAGCGCUGCUUUGGAUGAGCCCUUCCUGAGAGCUGCAGAGUUUACAAAUCACACUCAGACACAUGGAAAGUGUGUAGGGGAUCAAAUUUAUCUGGGGACAGCGUAGAUCAGAAUGGCCCUGUGAAAAUGUCUGUGUCCAUUACCACUUUCGCCUUAUUGUCUUUAAGUUUAAAAAUUGAUUAAGUAGGAAGCAGAAGUGAAAAUUUUGUCCAGGCGUUUUGCAAGGUAGGAAUGUUUUUUUCUUUUGUUGUCGUUUUUUUUUUUUGGUUAGACAGGGAGAAGAGGAUGCAAAGGCAGACAUGAGAGGACGUGAGCCUUUCCUUUGCAAGCUGGAAUUGACCCUGGUGAGCGUGUUAUCUGUUAAAGGAAUUCUCUCACUAAAGACACUUCUGCAUUAUUUGUGGGUGCACUCCUGCAGUCUAAGAGUGCAAAAAGUGGUGGAAAGUGAAGGAUUCCCAUCUUUCUUUUGCUUAGAGGGAGGAAGGACUUGUAAGGAGAGGUUCUGGCUCUGGAAGAUGGUAAUAACUUCCGCUGACAUUUUUUGUAUACCCGUACAACUCCAACCAGUGCAAACUUCUUGGUUUAGGCUGAAAUGAAGUUCGCUUUGGUAGCUUUGCUCUGCUGCUUCCUCGUUGAAGCUGAAUGCUGUGCUCAUCCUGCUUCCUGACAGCUGCAGAUCACUGAGUCACCUCAGUGUGCCCAGUACCAAAUCCAACCUCCAAAACUGCAACACGUGACGUUUUUGAUGCUAAUGGACAUCUUGUUUUGAGUUUGUUACCCGAGAUGUUUAAGGUUGUGUGAUCUGUAGCCAGUAUUUUUGGAUUUGGUGAAGCAGGUAAGUUUUUGCUGCGUUCAAAUUGAGAUCUGUCAUUUUUGUGUUCACACAGCCAGAAUGGGCUCUCUGCUGUUUUCAUUUGUUUGUUUUUAAUUCAGAGUAGCAGUGGGAUCAGGGCAACAAACCUCUCAUUUAAAACCAAAUGUCAUCAGAAGAGUUUCCUGAACCGACUUGUCCUUGGAUGGUAAACAUUUCGUCUGCCUCCCUGGGAAGGGUGGUCUUUGCAUCAUUCUUUGUACCUGCAGACUUACUGUGAAGGACAUUUUCACAAAAUAUCAUCUCUGUGAUGAUGCAACUUAGAUUUUGUAUUCCUUGGCUGAAUAGACAUUUAUCCACAUUUAAACAUGGACAGGUAGGAAAUGCCUCGUAGUUUAAUUACGGUACUCAGUGCCCUGCAGACUGUUGGAAUGAUUAACCUGGGAUCUCGCUCAGCCUUCCAUUUCAGACAGUCUCCAGAUACGUUCUUAUUUUGAAUACAAGUCAGGAGCAUUUCCAGAUGUUUGACAGAGGCUCAGAAGUUUCACGUCUGGAUGGUGUGGCAUUCUGCUGGGAAUUCCUCCAUCGUUUCUGUCUGGAAGGGUUGUAGGUCUUUUAAUUAAUAACACUUCACAGUGUUGUAUUUGUUCCAAUAAGCUUUGCUUUCAUAAUUAUGUAGCUUGUUGUAAACCAGAUUUUUUUAACAGUUAUUAAUACAAUUUCUUCAAAUUCUGCUAGUAAGGCCAAGUGAAGCAGGCUUCAGCAGUGCUUGUUUACCAUUGCUUAAGUAUAGACUGAUCUGUGAGCUGUGACGUGUCUUUAAAGUCCAGAAGAGACUGUCCAAUUUGAUCAGCCAUCUCCAACCAAUCAGCUUCAUAUUUGGACUCCAGGAAACACAACAUGUCAGUGCAGACCCAACAGUGGAGGAGGCCGAGGUGCCAUCAGUGCCUAGACAAUCUCAUCAGAUGGUUCAGCAGAAGGAAGCAGACAAGCUUAGAAGCUUGUUGGUCAUCCUGUGUGCUCACACCUUCUGGCUGGCUGUUCUGUGGAUGGUUUUGCAGUGCUUCAUGCUCUUUGUCUUCUCAGUCUGCUGCACUUCCUCAAGAAAACACACCAGCAGGCAGUAUGCAGGAUCAGUUUAUGUGUAAGCCAGGACUAAGGAAUUUAAAGAGGAUGUCUGCAGUGAGAGACCAUCUGUCUUAGUGUACUUUAUAAAUUACCCUAAGUUUAUUUGAAUCUGAAAUUUGUUACUGUAACACACUCAUUAGAUCAUUUUCUCUUACACCAGUUCGGCACCCUGUAAAGAGAUUGCUUGCCAAUCUUUUGUUCCUGAUAAACAGGUCCGUUUCCACCUCUAUUUUACAACUGUGCAGUGCAGUGUCUGUACAGCUGUGCCUCGCUGCAGCAGGAUUUGUCUCGUACCAAGCCGAGGACUCUAGUCAAUUUGGUUUCUUUUUCAGAUGGAUCGGGAUUUUAUUUUUUCUGUUUUGAGAUUAACAUUUUGAUACUUGCCUCUUCGUUUAUUUUUCCUCUCUUAGAGUCUCCUCAUGUAGGCUGACCUCGCUGCUGCAUGUGGUGUCUUUGCUAUUCACUGUUGAGAUGUAGAGCUUGAAGAAAUCACUUCAGUAAAUGGGUUUGAUGAUGUGUAACGUCAAGCAAAUUUGUACUCGAUGUUAAGUACAAAAUGGCUUACAGGAGAUCUCUGCCAUCUCAGACGGUUCGUGUAAACCUUUCAAAACUGCUGUCAUUACAUUGUGCCACAGCAACAGCAAGGGUAGGAUCGACAUUUCUGCUGCUGUGAAAUGACAGAACUGAAACUGCUGGCAUUACCAGUGGUGCUGUGACAGGUGUGAAGUUUCCUUUCCUACUGAAGACAUUUCUUUUGCUUCUGAACCUCUGUGCAACAGAAGGUGUCCAGCAGUUGAAUGGACUGCUCUCUGCUGAGAGGACAUUGUGGGAACUAACUUGGAAAAAUACUCCUUUGGAUCAGUAUUUUAUAUGUAAUGGGACGAGGGUGAGACCUUCAAAUUAAGGAUAGUACAGGAGGAGCUUGGAGGGCAAAAUGUGUCUGUUGAUAGAGUGUAUUUAUAACGAGAGAUCAAACUGAUUAAGGAUUAAAUCACUUUUUUCUUGCAA
Molecule: messenger RNA, 3590 nt
Organism: Centrocercus urophasianus (Greater sage-grouse)
Lineage: Eukaryota; Metazoa; Chordata; Aves; Galliformes; Phasianidae
Gene: GOSR2
Product: golgi SNAP receptor complex member 2
Exons: 4
Biological process (GO): vesicle fusion; intra-Golgi vesicle-mediated transport
Cellular component (GO): endoplasmic reticulum membrane; ER to Golgi transport vesicle membrane; Golgi apparatus
Molecular function (GO): SNARE binding; SNAP receptor activity
Source: RefSeq, a predicted model, not a curated record